Rubroshorea leprosula is the source of this 483-nucleotide messenger RNA. NCBI's taxonomy places the organism in Eukaryota, Viridiplantae, Streptophyta, Magnoliopsida, Malvales, Dipterocarpaceae. The record is from the annotation of a GenBank genome assembly.
AAUUUGCAGUAAUUACUGAUCUUUGUGUCUUCUGUCAUCUUUAUGUACACCUUUGGGAAGAACUUCUUCAAAAAGGGCUCCAUUGAGUUAUCAACAAACCUGAAAUUCCAAGAUCAUAGCCAAAAAUAACUCCGCCUGUAGCAGCCAUCAUGCAUGAUAGAACAACAAGCAGAGUUGUCCUGCCAUUGUAUUGUGUGCCUUCGCUUGUUAUUGCUAUCCCAACUGCCAUGGCUCAACAGGUUAGUUUGACAACCUUACUCAGUUGCUGUAUAUGUCUAUGGAAGAGAUAUACUUUUCAAGUCAUUGAUAAUGAAAGAAUUAGAACCUUGAGCCGUCUUUCUUGACUUAUUCAGAGUAGCUAUUAUCCACAUUGAUAUAUGAGUUUUCAUUUGGACUUUUCCAUGAACUUACGCUUGGAAGAUUGAAAUAUGAAAGUCUGCUACUAAUCACUGAUGUCAUGUAGACUAAAAUAUCCAUUCCUAA